This is a messenger RNA of Coniosporium apollinis CBS 100218, 867 nucleotides long. RefSeq lists its product as uncharacterized. NCBI's taxonomy places the organism in Eukaryota, Fungi, Ascomycota, Dothideomycetes. Bases 1 to 867 code for a protein of 288 amino acids. The transcript has 2 exons. The record is from RefSeq and is a predicted model, not a curated record.
AUGCCUCACACCAGCCGCAAAACCCGCAAGCCGCCACCACGCAACCGAAAACCCACACAAGUGGCGCUCGAGAACGGCUGGAAUCUCAUAACGCGCUCGAGAUGCAGCGCCCGUCCCGACAUGGAGCGCGAGACCCUGUCUUCGAGCAAGGGCGCGCCGUGGAACGUCUGCAGCGAGGGUCCGACGAUCGAGGGUCUCACGCUCCGACAGCUGGCUGCGGACUUUGCGAGGCAUGAGCUGCUGUAUCUCGCCUCUGACUGUUGCCAGAGCGUUCGGCGGCAUGUUGGAAAGGCUUUUGGGAGAGAUGCGCAAGGUCUGUACGGUCUGGGCGGUGGGAUUGCCAACGCGGUGUGUCUGGCGCUGGGGAGCUUGUGUCGCGAGCACUAUAACAGAAAUGGCCGCUUUUGGCAGCUGGCGAUGUUCAUGGAUAUCGUAAAGCAACUGAAACAGCACCACAAUAACAUCGACGCGUUCAUCCAAGAACCAGCACUCCGCCCACUCGACAUCGAGUUCCUGAAGUCUCUUGGCCUCACCAUCCUAGAAGAUCCAGCAGCCACGCGAGUGAUCCAAAGAACAUCCUUCGUCUACGCCCCAUGCAUGUACGCGCUUCACCUUCUAUGUGAGAUCCUAGCGGGUAAAGAUCCCGCGCUGUUCAUAAACCCUGAUCUCGCGGAGUGCAUCAGGGGAUGGCAGCUCACGCCGGCUGGCGACCGCACUGAAGAGACGAUCAAGAACGCCCAGCGGUUUGAGGACGGCUGGCAUAAGGAGCGAAUCCCGGAGCCGGAGACUUCAUGCGUGCCUUUUCCGUCGUUUCGUAUCUACUGGAAGGACGCGGAUCCGCCGUCCUCGGCGACUGCUCCGCCGUGA